AAUUUUUGCUAUGUGAGUGGUAUGUGCGCUUUGAUGCAGAAAAGUUAAAUUUCCAUACAGUAAUAGUCUGAAAUUUAAAUGUCAAAUAUUAAAAAUCGAAUGUGCAAGUGUGCUGGUAAUAUUCAAGAAUAAAAUUGCAAUGUCGCAAGCAACAUCAGAAAAUCAAAGUCUGGCAACGCUGCCAUCAAAUGCUGCUGACAAUUGUCGUAAACGCGCCUUGUCCACAACAUCGCUAUCAUCACGCUCGGAGCCCAAAUCCAUAAUCGAGAUACAUAUAUCGAAUGAAACCAACACCAACAAUUGCAGCAGCAGCAAGCGAGCCAAUUUGGAAACAUGCACAGAUGAGGCAAGCCGCAUAUGCAAUAUGGAUUCCCAACAACAACAACCACAACAACAACAACAACAACAAGAACAACAGCAGCCGCAGCAGAUAAAUGAAAACAAUGCUAUCGAAUUGAGUAUUGAGGAGCAAGAACUCGAUAAGAACUAUCGAAGCAGUUGUGCCAUCUUUUUGCAGCACUUGCCGUGCUUUAAGCUGCAGAAAUCCACAACAGUGACGUCCAUACCCAAGUGCCGCGAGUGUCGUCGUCGUCAUGCCCCACUGUCCACACCAAGCAACAACAACAGCAACAGCAACAACAGCAGCAACAACAGCAGCAGCAACAACAACAACAAUGAUAUCUAUUGUCGCUUCUAUGAAUUUCGACGGUUGCAAUACAAUGCGGCUGGAGAAUUGAACGUUGCUGGGUUUCCCAAUCCUUAUCAGGAGCCGACAAGCGAUGAUUAUAUCAUUUGGCAGCCAGAUGGAAAGACAGCACCGACUGCUGGAUAUAUGGACAUACAAGUAUGCCGAUAUAUAUUGCUGCAUGCGGGCGAUCAAUUCUGCUAUUUGUGGCGUCAGGAGGCGGAAGCGCUGAAGCUGCACGAGAAUCCAGAUGGGACAAUUGCAUGGAAGAAGGCAGUACAGGGUAUACGGGAGAUAUGCGAUGUAUGCGAUACGACGCUCUUCAAUUACCAUUGGACAUGCAGCAAGUGUGGAUUUGGGGUGUGCAUCGAUUGCUUCAAGGAUCGCAAGGAGGGGCUGCAGGUGAAGCGACGCGUUGAGACGCAGCGUGGACACGAUGAAUACCAGUGGCUGCUCUGCACCGAUGAUAAGCAACAGCAACACUCGCUCUCCGAAUUAAUGUUGACUCAGAUUAUUGCAGGGGAUGCUUUAAAUGUGCUUGGGCGACUGCUGCACGAGGUGCGCAUGUUGUGGCAGGUGCCACAGGUUUGUGGAUGCUUGCUUAGCAAGCAGCAAGUCAAGGACGAGCAGCUGACACAGCUCAUACAGGAUAUGAUCAAGGAGUCGCAGUUGAUGCAACAAACCAGCGCCUCCUCAUUGGCAACGGCACAAACGCUGCAGCAGCAACAGCGUUUGGAGCAGUUGCAUGCCAAGAAAUUGGAAUUUGCGAGACAACAUGGCAUUGAUUAUGUGCCAGGACGUGUCUGGAAGAAGGAACGACUCGGCAAAGAUCCAAUUACGAGCGCCUUUGACAAUUUCAAGCAUAUUAACUUUCUACGCAAGGGACUCGCGGGUUUGCGACGUUUCCUGCCUCCACGCGCCAUGACACUGGCACAUUCAACCCAACUGGCGCCGGGAGUUCCCCAUGAAUGGCUCUGCGAUGGCAAAUUGUUGCGACUCACGGACCCAAUGCAUCCGGACAAUCGUGUGCUGUACCAGGAGGUAUGGAAAUGUGGACAACCUGUUAUGAUAUCGGAAGUGGCGCGUUCGCUUAAUUUGGAUCUAUGGCAUCCACAGGCCUUCUGUCAUGACUUUGGUGAUAAGCCAAAUGAUUUGAUCAACUGCCUCAACGGGAAUUUGGUGCCGAAUCAACCGAUGCGUCACUUCUGGGAGGGAUUUCAGUGCAUGCACAAGCGUCUGCUCGAUGCCAAUGGCAAGCCCAUGCUGCUCAAGCUCAAGGAUUGGCCGCCAGGCGAUGACUUUGCUGAGAUCUUGCCCACUCGCUUUGCGGAUCUAAUGCGUGGUCUGCCCAUGCCCGAGUAUACGCUGCGCACUGGGAAUCUCAAUAUUGCCAGUUGCUUGCCCAAAAUGUUUGUGCCACCCGAUUUGGGACCAAAGAUGUACAAUGCUUAUGGCUCGGCGCUCCAUCCGGAUAAGGGCACGACAAAUCUACAUCUGGACAUCUCCGAUGCCGUCAAUAUCAUGGUCUAUGUGGGCAUACCAACGGAUGAGGACAGCAAGCCACAACUGGCGGCCACACAGCGUGCCAUUGCCUUGGGCGGCUGUGAUUAUAUCACCCGUGCACGCUGCCAAUCGCCGGACGUGUUGCCGGGCGCAUUGUGGCACAUAUUCCCAGCCAGGGAUGCGGACAAAAUACGCGAUCUAUUGAAUCGUGUGACAUUGGAGAAAGGCUUUCGUCUUGAGCCGGAUCAUGAUCCCAUACACGAUCAGAAUUGGUAUCUCGAUGAUAAGUUGCGUGCACGUCUCUUCAAAGAAUAUGGCGUUGAGGGUUAUCCCAUUGUUCAGUGCCUGGGCGAUGCCGUAUUUAUACCAGCGGGGGCACCACAUCAGGUCCAGAACCUACACAACUGCAUCAAGGUAGCCGAGGACUUUGUUUCGCCGGAGAACAUCACACACUGCUAUCAUCUCACCCAUGAAUUCAGGCGUCUUUCGCAUUCGCAUACCAAUCACGAGGAUAAGCUGCAGAUCAAGAAUAUUAUAUAUCAUGCUAUCAAGGAUUGUUGCACCAUAUUAACACGUGCUCUGGACGAGCGAAUUGACCAGGAAAUGGCCAAGUUGCAAGCCGAACUAUAAGGAGAAUCAUCGUUUCAACAUCUACUCUUAUACUCUAGAUUUUAGAGAUUGUGAACAAUUCAAAUCAAUCAUGUAUUAAUAUUAAUAAAAUAUUCUAUUUGACGUGCAGAAA
This is a messenger RNA of Drosophila innubila, 2930 nucleotides long. RefSeq names its product lysine-specific demethylase 3B (gene Kdm3). Gene Ontology annotation, molecular function: chromatin DNA binding; transcription coregulator activity; histone H3K9 demethylase activity. Gene Ontology annotation, cellular component: histone deacetylase complex; chromatin. The record is from RefSeq and is a predicted model, not a curated record. The transcript has 2 exons. NCBI's taxonomy places the organism in Eukaryota, Metazoa, Arthropoda, Insecta, Diptera, Drosophilidae. Gene Ontology annotation, biological process: regulation of transcription by RNA polymerase II. The coding region runs from base 140 to 2818 and encodes 892 amino acids.